Oncorhynchus mykiss (rainbow trout) is the source of this 1936-nucleotide messenger RNA. RefSeq lists its product as uncharacterized. Lineage: Eukaryota; Metazoa; Chordata; Actinopteri; Salmoniformes; Salmonidae. The record is from RefSeq and is a predicted model, not a curated record.
AUACUGUCAGAGUCACUCCCUUAACACCAGGCUAAACUUCAUUCCUGCCAUACUGGAUUGUGGGAAGGGAAGAAAAACAGGUACACACUUACAUACAGUAGCUAUUUUAAGUGCCAGUAGGCAUCAAGUUUGAUGGCCUUCAAAUCAUAAAACAUUAGGCAAGAAAACAGAAACACAUCAAGCUUGACCUGUACGUUCACCCUACAGAAUAUCCAAAUGAAAAAGCAUUGUAAAAUCUAAAUAGCUCUGCAGAUGUGAUGGAAACACAGCACAUCCUGGUCUGGCGUAUUUGUCUGAUCCUGGCCCUCUUGCCCCACCCGCACCAAUGCCUGUCAGUGCAUUUCCAGAACAAGGGUCUCCUUUAUGUGGCUCUGGGGAGAGACCUGGUCCUGCGGACCCAGUUCCAGAUUACACCAACAGAGAAGAUCGUCAUGGUGAUUUGGGACCGCCAGACUGAGAAGGGUCAGGGACAGGUCAGGCUGGCCGAUCACCAAGAUGCACCUGGCAAUCCUCUAGACCAGAAGGGGGCCUUAUUUAGGGUGGAGAAUAUAAGAUCAUUUGACUAUGGAGUCUACACCAUCACUGUGACUGACCAGAAGGGGAACGAGCAAUCAGCAAAUAUAGUUGUUCGAGAGAUUGUUGCUGCUCCUGUGGCGUCUUUGUCGCUCCAGUGUGAGGUGGCCAAUGACAGGGCACAGUGGGACAGCCCAGUGUUUUCCUGGUUGGUGGAUGGGGUAGAGCUGUCCAAUCAGACAGCCAAUAUCUCUGCAGAUGGCAAGAGACUCGACGUGUCCGGAAUGAAGGGCCACAACUACACCUGUGUUGUCAACAGCAGUCUGGGGACAAGUGUCACACACUACGUCACUGAUUCUCCAACACCAUCCCAAAGUAACCAAUCCUGUAAGACUCUAUGUGGUGUACUAUUGAGCAUCGUCCUAGUGCUUCUAAUCACAUGUGGAUAUCUCUACUGGAAAUGCGUACAGCGGAGGACGAAUGGGAAUACAUGACCUUUAGGAGGUCCAUCGCGUUCCGUUAUCAGUCUUAUCUAUGACACUUUGUUACACACUGCACGAUCACACAAGUCUUUGGCACAUACGGACACAGUGAUAUGAGACGGUAAUAUUCUGUUGCAACAAGUCACAAUACCAGACCAAAUAUCAUUCCUAUCAAGAGCUGUGGCCCUAUUCGCCAUCAAUACAAUAUAUUGAGAUGCCUAUUUAUCAAAUUAAAUUGUAUUGGUCACAUACACAUAUUUAGCAGAUGUUAUUGCGGGUAUAGCGAAAUGCUUGUUAUUGGUGUGUUUGUGGUAUUUAUUGUUGCGAAGUCCACACAUAUAUUUUCACUAAUUAUGUCUUUGUAUCUUUUUUUUUAAAGUACUGUAUGCCAUCACAUUUACAUUGUGCACAUGUACAAAUAUGUUCAAAUUAACCUAAACCUACUUUUGUGAUGCCUAUGUAUGAUAUAAAGCAAAUGGGAUUUUAUUUUUAAAUUAUUGUGACGGUGCAUGUGUGCAUUUAACCUAUUUCAUAACCUGUAAGGAAAUCUUUGUAAGCGUCCACUUUGCUACACUUCCAUAGGAGACAGUGAAGAGACAUAGAAACACAGCAGUCUGGAUGAGUGAGGAAAAGCACAGCACCACCUAUUUAAUAGCGCCAUCUACUGGCUUGUUUUAGAAAUUCCUCUAUUCAUAAUAUCACUUCAAAUUGCAACUGGUUUGCAACAUCCUACCUGACCGCUUGGAGGUGUCUGCAUGGUCCUAAAGAACACUGUUGCCUCGUUUUGUGUGACAUUCUAAUGAUAAAACUUGGGGGGGGACAAAAAAGCUCAUUCAGAAUGUGGGGGGGACAUUUCGUACCUUGAAUUGAAAAUACUGUAGCGUAUUGUUAAUUGUUUCUGCUAAUGUAGAUAAGAUGAUUUAAUUAAAGUCGCACUCCAG